Molecule: messenger RNA, 3581 nt
Organism: Plodia interpunctella (Indianmeal moth)
Lineage: Eukaryota; Metazoa; Arthropoda; Insecta; Lepidoptera; Pyralidae
Gene: betaCOP
Product: Coat Protein (coatomer) beta
Exons: 19
Coding region: 163-3039 (958 amino acids)
Biological process (GO): endoplasmic reticulum to Golgi vesicle-mediated transport; intracellular protein transport; intra-Golgi vesicle-mediated transport
Cellular component (GO): COPI vesicle coat; cytoplasm
Molecular function (GO): structural molecule activity
Source: RefSeq, a predicted model, not a curated record
AAUGACAAGUUCUUGUUGUAGGUAGUUGGACACGUAUGAAGUGAAUUUUUGUCCAAUAUUUCUUUGUAAAUUGUCUAAAUUCGCUUAUUAUCUAUCUAAUUUAAUUAAAUAUAAGUGUUCAUUUUGUUUUAUUUAAUUCAAAACCGAAUAUAAUCAUACAGCAUGGCUAACAUAGAACAGCCAUGCUAUACGCUCAUCAACUUCCCGACGGAUGCAGAGCCUUACAAUGAAAUGCAACUUAAACUUGACCUGGAAAAGGGUGAUACAAAGAAGAAGAUCGAAGCCCUAAAGAAGACAAUCAGCAUUAUCCUCUCUGGGGAGAAGAUCCCCGGUCUCCUGAUGAUCAUCAUCCGGUUUGUGCUGCCACUGCAGGACCACACAAUAAAGAAGCUGUUGCUGAUCUUCUGGGAGAUUGUUCCCAAGACAACAGCGGAUGGAAAACUGAUGCAGGAGAUGAUUCUCGUGUGUGAUGCUUACAGAAAAGACUUGCAACACCCUAACGAGUUCAUCCGCGGCUCCACACUUCGCUUCCUGUGCAAGCUUAAGGAACCGGAGCUGCUGGAGCCUCUGAUGCCAGCUAUUAGGGCCUGCCUCGACCACCGUCACUCCUAUGUCAGGAGGAACGCUGUGCUGGCCAUCUUUACUAUCUAUCGCAACUUCGAAUUUUUAAUCCCGGACGCCCCGGAGUUGGUGGCGUCGUUCCUGGAGAGUGAGCAGGACAUGUCGUGCAAGCGCAACGCGUUCCUCAUGUUGCUGCACGCGGAGCAGCAGCGCGCGCUGGACUUCCUCGCCGCGCGCCUCGACGCUGUGCUGGGCUUCGGCGACAUCCUGCAGCUCGUCAUCGUCGAGCUCAUCUAUAAGGUGUGCCACGCGAAUCCGUCAGAACGGUCCCGCUUCAUCCGCACGGUGUACGGGCUCCUCAACUCCGCCAGCCCCGCCGUUCGCUACGAGGCCGCCGGCACUCUCGUCACUCUGUCCAGCGCUCCUGCCGCCAUUAAGGCCGCGGCGGCGUGUUACAUCGACCUGAUAGUGAAAGAGAGCGAUAAUAACGUGAAGCUGAUCGUGGUGGGGCGGCUGGCGGCGCUGCGGGCGGAGGGCGGCGAGGCGGCUGCGCGUGCGCUGCCGGACUUGGCCAUGGAUGUGUUGCGCGUGCUGGCCGCCUCCGACCUCGACGUGUGGAGACAUACGCUGCAGCUGGCACUGGACCUGGUGAGUUCCCGCCACGCGGAGGAGCUGGUGUCAGUGCUGCGCAAGGAGGCGACGCGGACGUCGAGCGCGGGCCACGAGGACGCGGGCAAGUGUCGCCAGCUGCUGGUGCGCGCCAUGCACAGAGCUGCCCUCAAGUUCCCGGAAGUGGCCGGCAGCGUGGCGCCGGCGCUGCUGGAGCUGCUCGGCGACGGCAGCGAGCCCGCCGCCGCCGACGUCAUGCUGUUCCUGCGCGCGGCGCUGCAAGCCUUCCCGGAGCUCCGCGACCACAUCUAUCAGAAACUCCUGGAAUCAGUGUCGAACAUCCGCGUCGGUAAAAUAGCACGCUCCGCGCUGUGGCUGCUGGCGGAGUUCGCUGACACGCCCGCCCGCGCCUCUGCAGCUUUGGACGUGUUGGCCAGCAUCAUUCCUAGCGUUUCUGGCAAUGAUCCGGAGAAGGAGCAGGAGACAGCGAAGAAAGAGGAGUGUUCAGCCCCGCGCCAGCUGGUCACCAGCGACGGCACCUACGCCACUCAGUCGGCUUUCAACUUGCCCACGUCGACCGGCAGCAAGAGGUCGGGCCCCGCGCUGUGGCAGACGCUGUCGGAGGGCGAGGGCUUCACAGCCGCGUGCGUGUGGUCGGCGCUGGCCAAGCUGGCGCUGCGACUGCCGGCCGCCCGCGACUCCGCCCGCGCUAUGCAUCUCGCCGCGGCGUUGCUCGCCUCCCACAAGAUCAACCAAGCUAACAACAGCGGUUCCCAAGCGGCUCUGACGGCAGACGAUACAGAACACGCGGCCAUUUGCCUAUCGGCGGCUUGUAAACGCCCGGCCGUGGUUCAAAAGGCUCUAUUGGAGUCGUCUCGAGGAGCUUUAGCUGCUUUACUGGCGUUACCUGACGCCGCGGCGCCGCAGUUGUUGCCCGACGCCAAUAAGGAGGAGCCAAAGAAAACUGAUCGCAUUGUAUCAGUGGAGACGGGAAUACAGUUCUUGGCGCUACAGGGCGCGGGCGCGGCCUCUACCCACCACGAUAUGUUUGAGCUUUCCUUAUCCAAGGCUUUGCAAGGCCGCAGCUCCAAGCUGGGGGCGCCGGAGCGCGGCAAGCUGUGGAAGGUGGCGCAGCUGACCGGCUUCUCCGACCCCGUGUACGCGGAGGCGAUCGUGUCCGUCAACCAGUACGACAUCGUGCUGGAUGUGCUCAUCGUCAACCAGACCGACGACACCCUGCAAAACUGCACGGUGGAGCUGGCGACGCUGGGCGACCUGCGGCUGGUGGAGCGGCCGGCGGCGGCGGUGCUGGCGCCGCGAGCGCACGCCAGCAUCCGCGCGCACGUCAAGGUCGCCUCCACAGAGAACGCCGUCAUCUUCGGCAACAUCGUGUACGAAGUGAGCAGCGCUUCGAUGGACCGCGGCGUCGUCGUACUGAACGACAUUCACAUCGACAUCGUGGACUACAUUCAACCGGCAGUCUGUAGCGAUGCCGACUUCAGACAGAUGUGGGCAGAGUUCGAAUGGGAGAACAAGGUGGCUGUUAAUACGAAUAUCACGGAUCUUAGAGAAUAUCUGGAGCAUUUGUUGAUGUCCACUAACAUGAAGUGCCUCACCCCUGAUAAGGCCCUGUCGGGUCAGUGCGGGUUCAUGGCGGCGAACCUGUACGCGCGCUCGGUGUUCGGCGAGGACGCGCUCGCCAACCUCAGCAUCGAGGUCGCGCCGCACCGCGCCGCGCCCGUCGGCGGCCACGUCCGCAUCCGCGCCAAGAGCCAGGGUAUGGCGCUAAGUUUGGGAGACAAGAUCAACCUGAUGCAGAAAACGCCAAUUCAGAAACCAGCGCAGAAUCCUGUGCCCACACCCGCGUAAACGUGGAGUACGGUAACAUACGCCACAUUAUAAUAAAUAUAUAGAUAACACACUACAGUCUGUAAAGAGUAAAAUAACAGAUAUACUGCAUUUUUUUUUUCAAAAUCAAAAUAUUCAGAAAUUAGGCCUUCACAGGCACAGUUUCACGUCAUGUUCUAAAUUAAAUGAUAUUCAUCAAAGCUACAAACUACUAGCAUUUCGGAACGACCACUGCUGAGAAGAAAUGCCGAAAGAAUGAAUGCGAUUUGACAAAAUGUUUUUCUUAUUCAAAUGUUUAUGACUCAAUAGUCACUUUUUAACAUGAAAUAAAAUUGGAUUUCUCAACACGUGUGUACAAUCAAACGAACAGACGUCAUAGAAUAAUAUAUUUUUAACCAUUUCUCGUGUUUAUACUUACUGUUUAGUUUUAUCUUGAAUUCUUUUAUUAUAAUAUUGAAAACAUAGAAUAAUUAUUAUCAUAAAGUAUUGUUUCUAUUUUCUUAAGUACUAUUAGUUGUUAGAUAAAUAAAAUUGGCAAAUAAAUAUUCUGAUUGAUUAUGUUA